Linum trigynum is the source of this 1129-nucleotide messenger RNA. The record is from the annotation of a GenBank genome assembly. Lineage: Eukaryota; Viridiplantae; Streptophyta; Magnoliopsida; Malpighiales; Linaceae.
CUCCAACAUGCGGCAAAGAUCUUUACUCCUAACAUUUUCGAUCGGAUACAGAAGUAGUAUUUGGUUAUUGAAUCCUAUAUAAUGGAGAAGCUCUCAGAUACUAGGGAUGAUGGUAUGAUUGGCUACCUCAUAUAUAUGAUGGAGGAUGGUGAGCGUAGUGAUGAGCGUGUCGUUCUCGUCGAUAUUUCUACGACGACCUUGGUAUGCGAAUGCAGAAUGUUCAAAACUUUAGGAGUGUUAUGCCGCCACAUGAUUAAGGUGAUGCGGCUUCUUGGAUAUUUUGGGGAAGAAAGUAUGAGAAGUAUUCUAGAUCAUUACAUACUCAAGCGAUGGACGUUGGAGGCGAGAAAGAGAGAGGCUGUUGAUGUCGAUGGUUUUGUUGGUCCUUCAGCUGCCAGUGAGAAUGAUGCGGGAAAAGGUAUAGCAAUGCGGUACCGGGAAACCACUGCAAUGUUGAAUCAGCUAGCAACGAAUAUGUCAAUGGCCGAUGAGAAAGACUACAACAAGUGGAUGGGAGUACUCAAGAAACUGUGCAAUGAGGCAAACAAGGCAUUGUCAAAGACUAUAACUAGCGAGGACAGUAAGUAUAUUCACUAAUAACGCCGUCGAAAGAAAUGUGUCCAUAGGAAGAGAAUGAAAUUCCUUGAAGUGGUCACGCCGGACAACAAUGCUCAACCGGAUUGCCAUCUUAGUGAUUUGAAUGGUAAUAUUGCUCAAUGGUUAUGAAUAGAAUGUAGGGUGGUUCGAUAGUGGUCUAUUGUGAUAUGAUAUUGACAUGUGAUUCCAGGAUACGUUUUUGUGGUGCAAUGGAUAUUAAUCCACUUGCUUAUGAUACUUGUCUGGGCAAACUUGAUAUGUACUGUAAUAUGUACAUAUAUUAGUCUGGGCAUCCUGAAUAUCAGUAUUUUCGAAGCAAGUACAAUAGUAUCAAUGAUUACUUCUUUCACUAUUCACAUGUACAGAUAUAGAUCUAGUAUAAGUCUGGGCUCCAAGGAUAUUAGUAUACAAAAGAAGUGUAUCGGUCUGGGCCUUAAGGACAUUAGUCUGGGUCUUUCGGAUAUCUGUCUGUCUUUCGGAUAUUUGUCUAUCACUUUGCAGAUGUUUGUUUAAAUAAACAUGGCAUUGUCUA